CAGCUCGCCACGUGCUUGCAGUUUCAAAAUCGGCGUUCCGCGUGAGCUUCGACGAACGCCAUGCCGAGAAAGAAAAUUCAGAAGAUUCCCUGCAGUUCAUUUUACCGCAGAAGAGAUCCGCAAACGCUCAACGACAUUCUAAACCAGAUUGACGCUGGGGAAGAUGUACCGUCUACGGUGGCCAUUCUUCCGCCCGAAAAUCACGCGACGGCAGUGACAGAUGAAGAAAGCGGUGAUGAAGAAUGCACCAGCAUGGACCAUCUGCCGGGGAGCACUCUUCGUGCUGAAGUUCUGGGCACUUGUUCAGAGUCAAGUGAGGACGAGAACGACCAGGAGCCACCAGCUAAGCAACAGAAACGACGUGUCAAGUGGGAUAAACGCGAUUUGAACGCGAGUUUCCCAACUCGCCACUCGCGUGAUUCAGACUCCGCUGAAGGAGCACCGCUAACUCCAGUAGAGGCAUUUGAAAAAUUUUUCGAUGAUGAAGUCAUCAACCUGCUUGUUGCAAACACCAACACCUAUGCACAACAGAAGAAUCGGUUGUUGAACGUGAACGCAGGUGAGAUGAGAUGUUUUCUCGGCAUUCUGCUUCUUAGUGGCUAUGUGCCGGUUCCAAGGCGUCGCAUGUUGUGGGAAAACUCACGUGAUUCUCAUAAUGAACUCGUCGCGAACUCUAUGAGGCGGGACCGAUUUGAAGCCAUUUUCACCAACCUACAUGUGGCUGACAACAACAACCUAGUACAAGAAGACAAAUUCACAAAACUGCGACCACUGUUUAGGCUCUUGAAUGAACGGUUUCUGUUGUAUGCUCCAUUACUAGACUGCUUCAGCAUUGAUGAAAGCAUGUGCGAGUACUUCGGAAAGCAUGGAUGCAAGCAGUUUAUGAAAGGGAAACCAAUCCGAUUUUGCUAUAAGUUGUGGUGCAUUUGCACCCCAUUGGGCUAUUUGCUUUCUGUUGAGCCCUACCAAGGGAGGUAUGGCGUCAAUGUAGAUGAUAAAAACAAGCUUGGUCUAGGAGGAUCUGUUGUUACAGAAAUGGUGUCCAGGUUGAAAGAAAGGCUUGAUUACUGUUUUCAUGUGUUCUUUGACAACUUCUUUUCAAGUCUCAAACUUGUUAGAAUGCUUUCAUCAAUGGGUGUCAAGUGCACAGGCACCGUGCGGGAUAACCGAAUAGAAAACUGUCCCAUCCUGACACAGAAAGAAAUGAAAAGCAAGAAUCGAGGCUUCUACGAUUACAAAGUCGACGCUGAAUCUGAAAUUAUUGUAUGUCGCUGGAAGGACAACAGCACAGUGACCGUCGUCUCAAAUGCUCACGGGGUCGAGCCAACACAAAUGGUGAAAAGAUAUUCGAGAGAAAACAAGUCCAAAGUCACGGUGGAGCAGCCGUUCUUGAUUUCGAGCUAUAAUGGCAACAUGGGAGGAGUUGACAGACUAGACCAAAAUAUUUCAAAGUACCGCACAGCCAUUCGAGGAAAGAAGUGGUAUUCUUCACUCCUGACAUAUCUGGUUGAUGCAUGUGUGAAUAAUGCAUUCCAGUUGUACAGAAUUGGAACGACCAAAACAGAGCUCCUCACAUUUCGAAGGAUGAUAGCGAUGUCGUAUAUGAAGAGUUAUGGCACCAAGCCAUUGCGUGGAAAAAGCCGGCAAUCUUUACUGGAAGCCCAAAGCCGAUUUGACCGCAUUGACCACACAGUGAUUCCUCAAGAGAAGCAAACAAGGUGUGCUCAUUGCCAUGAGAAGACCACAACACGUUGUGAAAAAUGCGACAUCGGAGUCCAUGUGAAAUGUUUCAAAUUGUACCACUCAAAGGAGUAGUAUAUGUGCCUAGUGUCCUAUAUGUAGGACGGCUACAAAAACGCAGUUCGAAAAAAUUUUUUUUUGAAUAAAAGGUUGAUUCCACUUUCUGAGGUACCAGAAGCAAUUAUUACGGGAAAAUAAAUCAC
Molecule: messenger RNA, 1943 nt
Organism: Dermacentor albipictus
Lineage: Eukaryota; Metazoa; Arthropoda; Arachnida; Ixodida; Ixodidae
Source: RefSeq, a predicted model, not a curated record